UGUGUGUGUGUGUGCGCCUGCGUGUGUGUGUAAAUGCACCGUUUUUUUCGCAAGGUCAUCGUUAGGCUAUAGAGACUGCAGGAGGGGGUCUUGCUGUAAGAGGGGGCUCGAGAUGGGUGUUGCUGGGGGUUUUCUGGUAGAGGAGACCCUCAGACUGUUCAUUCAUCCCCCAUUCAUCUCUCAUCUAUCCCUCAUUCAUCCUCUUCAUCCUUUCAUCUCAUCAUGUUCUUCUGCUCAGGUUCUUCUCCUGCUCGGAAAACUUUGGAAGGACAGUAAGUCUUCCAGGACACCACCACUGAUUUUGGAAUAUUUCGAUUGAAUUGAUACAGUUGGACUCAGAAUGGGGUCUGUCCCAAACCCCAAACGGACUGUUACUGUUCAGAUGGUCCCACAACUGACUAGCACGGAUACCUUGGGUAACAAAGAGACAAACGCCAACUGGGACCAGGAAUCAAAUUUGAAUACGAGCCGGGGGCACUCCUCUGCUCAGAAAAAGAAACCAGAUCAGGAUAAUAUGAAUCUGAAGUCCUCCUGUAAAGGUCCUGCACAUCAGGGAGACAUAAUCUUGGAAGGAACAUCCAACUCUCCUUGUUCUGGCAGUGGAGGUCAUGGAAACCCUGAGGCCCAGGAACAUGCAAACACCAAGCUGGGUCAAUGUGUCAACAAUGCUGAGGAAGGCCACAAGGAUGGCAAUGCUAAUUCAAGACCAUUAUCAGCCCUUUCUGCCAAAAGGGACGAUGUUUCUGUGUCUAGCCCGUCAUCUGUUGUUACAUCACCUCAAGCUGACAAGGAGACGAAUGGCAAUGGUGCAAAAAUGGCAGCUGCCAAGGAUGGGUGUGAAGAUAAAAUACAAAAUAGAGUAUCAGCAACUGAGGAAACCAUAUCCUCUACCGGUUCAGGGCAUAAUCAGAAACUAAGCGACACCAACAACCCAAAGCUGACCCAAACAGACUGCACUAUGCUUUUACCCCAACAGAAUACACCUGCCAGCCCUGGUAACUUAAAACAGGAUGUUAAAAAGGACGUAAACAAGGAUGCUUCCUCUUGCACUAUGAGAUCUGACCAAGACCUGGCCACCAGAGUGGAUCAGAUGAAGAAACCACCACCUGAAUCAACUGCGAAACCUGCAGCGGAAGUUUCCUCAAGAGGAAUUACAACAGAUGUUUCUAAACCAGCAGAAAUCUCUCAGCCAAAACAGAGCAACGAGAACGCAGUCCAACCAGAGAAAGCACAGCCAAUACCUGGUAAACAGAAAGAUCAUGAAUCUGGAUGCUUAGCAAGCAAUUCCAAACCCGACCAGUCCCCUUCUGUCCAGCCCCCAGUCCCAAAAGACAGUAUUCCCAAUCGCCCUGAGACCUCCCCAAAUCAAUCCUCCCAUACACAAGCGAUCAAUGAAGCAAUUCAAACACAAAACUCUGCUUCAGAGGACAGUAAAAAGCACUGUAAGCUCUACUGCGAGGCUUCCACCAUGACCUCUGCUACCGAUUGCAGCCCCUUGCCCAACAAACAUCGCCAGGAUGUGGAAGUACAGGCCGUAGCUACAGUCUGCAGUCGAGCUGUAGCGACAAGUCCCAGUCUCUUUAAGCCCCAGCCCAAUCAAACAUGCUUCCCUGCUCAGACAGACGAAGCCGAGGACCUGACAGUAGUCUACAAACUGGACAAUUCAGAGGUUCCUUCACUUGUACCCUCCCAAAUUCUGAUGGGCACUUCCAUUAGUUCAACUUCCCAGACCAUCAUGACCAUAUCAGACAAGGUUUCCCAAGCUGGCAGCGUUCUGGUGCACACAGAUUCCGCCCAACAACAGGAAUCCAGACUUGGAGCCAAGCCUAAAGAGCCUGGGCCUCCUCUGUACAACACCCAGAAAGGAUAUCCUCCACUUCAACCAGUUUAUCAGAUCAAUAUUGAGUCGGUCAGCCAAAACAAGCCUUCAGCUGAGGCUAGCUGCCACAGUCAGGGUAACAAAGCCUCCCCUGCGCCUUCCGCUUCAGACACGUCGAAUCAAGACUCUGUAGGGAAGGGACUUUGUGAGGUGCCUACCACAGCAUCUGAUCAGGCCUGUCGAGUUCUGUCUGACACAAGUGCUCAGUCAGAGCAAGCAGCCAAGCCUCCUGCUGCUAAAUCCCCGCUUUCACAGCCCGCGCCCCCUCCGCAGGAAGCCGUUCCAUGCGUAAAAGCUAACAAAGCCAAAACAGAGGCUAAGAAAGCAGCUCCUGUGCAGUUGUCAAGUUCCGCAUCAAAGGACAAAGGCAAAUCCAAGGUGGCUUCUUCCAAGUUGGAGCCGGAGAGGGACAAGAAGAACGAGGACAAGGCGGCCAAGCAGAACAAGAAGAGCGUACACGAUGUGGUUUGGGACGAGCAAGGCAUGACUUGGGAAGUUUACGGUGCGUCGCUGGAUCCCGAGUCGCUCGGCUUUGCCAUCCAGAGUCACCUCCAGUGCAAGAUCAAGGAGCACGAGAAAAAGAUCGUAGCUCACACGUCGCUCAGGAAAUCCAUGUCCGGUGGACCCACUGACUCACCGUCGGGGAGGAAGGGCAAACGGAGGCAGGCUAACGUGUUCAGGUCCAUGUUCCAAAAUGUCCGACGCCCCAACUGUUGCGUACGCCCACCCCCGUCGUCCGUCCUGGAGUGAGAACUGCUAAGUAAAGGCGGUCCCACGGUUGCUUGUUGCAGGAUAUUACCUAUAUUCCCCGAGAUUGUUCUAGUGCAAAGCAUGACAGAACUAAUACCCCACCGCCCCUUGUUCCUGAUGAAGAAAAUUUUUGUGGCAUUUAAAACCUGUUGGUGAUAUGAAGUCGGUGUUAGAAGGUGGAAAACUGUCUUAUUAGAGGAAAUAUUUUUAGAGAUUUAAAGAAGAUUUACACAUUUGCAGUCGACACCAUAAGUAUUUGGACAGUGACACAAUGGUUGUAAUUUUGCCUUGGUUUGCCAUGGAUUUGAAGCAGUCUGCCAUUUAUUUUAAAGCAAAAAGUUCCUUUUUUCCUUUCUAUUCCUUGUUACCACAUGGUUCCUACAUUUCCACAGGCUUAAAAGUAAUUGGACGAACUAACAUGCUCGUUAACGUCAUCCUUGGGUUCCAGACUUCAGGCAAUCACCUAAUGCUGAGUUUCUUCUCUUGAGAUGCUAUAUGCUUUAUCGGGGUGUUAUUGCAGGCGUAUUCAGUUGCUGCUGGGUUUUGUCUUUCUGCUUCAGCUUAGUCUUCAGUUAGUGAAAAUCAUGCUCGGUUAGUUUGAGGUCAGGUAACUGUAUCUGACAUUUAGGAUAAUUUCAGAGCUGUGUCCAAAACCAGUGUGUAAAAAUACUAUAGAAUAGGGCUGAACGAAUAAUCGUUUUUAAAUUAAAAUCACGAUUUGAAUGGAUGUGAUUUUUUAAUCGCAGGAGCUACGAUUUGAAUUAUCCAAUAAUUUAAAAAUAAGCCAAUAAUUAAAAAAUAAAACUGACAACUGCAUUUAAUCUGAAAACCCUGGGAAUAUUUUAUGUGAAAAUAAGUUUAUAAUUAUAUUUGAUAGAUAUGUUACCACUAAUACAGGUUUAGGGUUUAAUGGAUUAAAAAUAAUCACAAUAUAAAUCGCAAUAUUCUGUGGUAAAAUCACAAUUAAUUUUUUUUUGCCCAAAUCGUGCAACCCUAGUAUAGAGCAUUAUUAACAAGUUAAAUAGGAAUUAUUUGGUACACUUUGUUACAUGUGAAUUCAUUGCUGAACAUUCUAAAUGUCAUUCUUCCUCAAAGAAGCUGCACACAAAUCUUUAAAUCAAACAUCACAGUAAAUGACAGUAUAUAUAGUGUAUUGUGGGAUUUAUAGUAUUGCGCUGUGUUUUUUUUAGAAACUGAAAGUAAUUUCUACAGUCUAGUUUUGAAACUGCUUAUGUAUCUUGGCCUGAAAGCAGUCGGGAUUAGUUUCUCGGGGGGACGUCUGUGAGAAAUAUUUCACACUUCUACUCAGUGAUAAAACUCCUGCAUCUGGACUGCACCUGAAAAAACAGGAGGACCAGUGAGUUUUUGGUAUUCUCUGCGGUCACAUGACAUUGCGCUCAGUAGCUCCUCCAUUUCCUUUAAAUGUUAUGUUAAUAUGGAUCUCCAAGGAAACGUUUGCCCAAAGUGUAAUUACGGUGCAUAGCCGUUGACAAAUAUCUAUUUUAUUAAACGCGAGGUGAUAAAACUCAGAUAUGAAAAUAAAGACUGAAAUAAAAAUUACCAGAGCUCAGCGAAAAACAGUAGAUAAUUCAGGCUGUAACUUUUUUUAGAGGACAUCUAAGAAAAACACAUACAUGGUUGUUUCAGACUUGAAUAAAAUCAUAGAGGACCCCCAUAAAAGAGAAAAUUAACCCAGGACCCCUUAAGAAACUAAUCCUGUCUGGAUAGGGCUUAAUUUUACACCACUGGCCAAGUAAAAAAAUGUGAUUUGAACCCCAACCCCUAUUUUAAGGUAUGUUUUGGUCAUUAUCCACUAUCUAGUUGAAUCUGAGCAGAGAGUAUAUCUCUUUUUUUUUUAGCUGUCUGGUCCUAAAUAAACAGCAGUUACCAAGCACUAACAGUGCCUCCACCAUGUUUAACAGAUAAUGGAAUGCUUUGGAUCAAUGAAUCCCUUUUAUCCCUUUUAUCCUCCAUACCCAAAGUUCUUGAUCUUGCUUUUUCUGUUCAGAGCUUCUGAAUCUUGUUCUAGAUCUUGGCAGGCUUUACUGAGGUUUUCUAGCAAAGUCAGCGGUUUGCCUUUUAAAGUAAACCCUACCUUCUUGUUAAUGUUAUUAAAUUGAUUCAAUUUUGUCAAGAGGUUUUUCAUCACUAAGAAAAGAAGUCAGUUAUCUUUCACUAUUUUAUCUUCAUGUUCUUCCAGGCGUUUUGAUGUUGAUCUUGCUGGUGCAUUGCAUUCUGUUGGUAGAUUGCUAUUUUAAGAAUCUACAAAAUUGACAAUUUUUUAAGUUUCUGCUCUUUUUUAUUUAUUUUAUUGUGGUUUAAUGAGAGCUUGUAGGACUUUUUUAAUCUUAGCUCUUUAAAUUAUCAUGUAAUAAUGAGGAAACUGAUGAAAACUGCUUUACUAUUAAGCCUGUAAAAAUGGAAAAUGAAAAUAAUUCCUAACAUUUUUUUUUGUUUUAGUUUUUCACUUCAAAUGCAAAUGCAAGUUGCAUACAGAGGCAAAAUGAUUAAAAUUGUGUCACUGUCCUGAUACUGUACCUGACUAUGCAUUGCACUGAUUAUCAGAUGUAAGCAUACUAAUUAUACUUUUUUCAAACUCUGUGCAGAUGGAUUGAAACCCUUAUUGUACUCCUAUUACAGUAAACGUGUUUGGUAAAUAUUUGUUUUGCAUUUUUAGGGGUGAAUUGGCCUGAGUUUAUAACAUCCAUCAGUUUGUUUCACAGACUCAUUAAAUUAGAUCGGUAGUCUUGAUAAAGAGUAAAAAAAGAAAUCCACACUCUGUGCUUGUUGUCAUAUAGUAAGCCUAUGUGUAUCUAGGUGCCAUAUCCAAACACAAUGUUACCUUGAUUUUAUAUUAAAAUCAUGCAGAGAUUACUGUAAA
Messenger RNA from Astyanax mexicanus (Mexican tetra), 5510 nucleotides. It is a transcript of the gene gprin3b, whose product is annotated as GPRIN family member 3b. Bases 341 to 2629 code for a protein of 762 amino acids. Gene Ontology annotation, cellular component: plasma membrane. NCBI's taxonomy places the organism in Eukaryota, Metazoa, Chordata, Actinopteri, Characiformes, Acestrorhamphidae. The transcript has 2 exons. Gene Ontology annotation, biological process: neuron projection development. The record is from RefSeq and is a predicted model, not a curated record.